AUGUCAGGCGUUGGGGAAAUUUUGAAAGUGCUUGGUGAUUUUGGGCCGUUUCAGAAAUGGCUGGUGCUGUUCACUUUGUUUCCGUGCCUCAGUGUGGCUUUCCACCAGUUCUGCCAACUUUUCAUGGUUCCACACGUGCCCCACCACUGCGAUACCGGCUGGAUCCGCGCCGUCGGCCCCAACCUGACGGAGGAAGAGCAGCUGAACCUCACCCUGCCCCGGGACGCGGACGGGGUGUACGAGCAGUGCUCCAUGUACUCACCGGUGGACUGGGACCUUGACUCCAUCAUGGCAUACGGCCUGAACGCCACAGAGGAAUGCAGCAGUGGCUGGGUGUACCCCUUAGAGCAACCGCCGUCCCUGCUGACCGAGUUUGACCUGGUGUGUGACAGGAAGCACCUGAAUGACAUCUCCCAAUCCAUCUACAUGAUGGGGCUGUUUCUAGGAGCCAUGAUCUUUGGGCCACUAAGUGACAGGAUUGGCCGUCGGCCAGUCUUGCUGAUCUCCGUCUUCCUCCAGUGUUUGUUUGGUGUAGGAAUUGCCUUUGUGCCCCAUUUCUAUGUGUACAUGGCCUUCAGAUGUGUCGUGGGGGCUUCAGUGUCAGGGAUCACCAUGACGAUACUGGCCUUAGCUACAGAAUGGGUUGGUGCCUCCUACCGGCCAACGGCAGUGCUUAUUUCUCACUGCUGUUUCGCCAUCGGACAGAUGAUUUUGGCUGGCUUGAGUUAUGGUAUUCGCAACUGGAGGCUGCUGGAGAUUGCAGGAUCUGCUCCACUGUUUGCCUUUUUCUUCUACAUCUGGGUGCUACCAGAAUCAGCUCGGUGGCUGGUGACAAAAGGCAGAAUA
Molecule: messenger RNA, 846 nt
Organism: Leptosomus discolor (cuckoo roller)
Lineage: Eukaryota; Metazoa; Chordata; Aves; Leptosomiformes; Leptosomidae
Source: RefSeq, a predicted model, not a curated record